AUGAUUGAUACGGAGAACCUCCGGACGGCCUCGUUGUACAUCAACAAUCAGCUGCUCUCGAGAGGCCUGAUCAGAGAUGGCCACGACAUUAAUUUCGCAGACUUUGGAGAAAGAGGACUUGGAAGCCCUCACACCGCAAGCCGAAUCAUCGGUGUAUUGAAUGAUCUGAUCAUUCGACGGGAUCGCGACGCAGAGCAGCGCGAGUCCUUCUCGACAACAGUUCUCAAUCUUCGAGCAGAGAACUUAAAGCACACGAAUGACAUUGCCCGGUUGUCAGAGAGAUGCGCCGAGGCACAACGAAGGAGCGACAUCGCAGCGACCUCCGAGGCGAAUCUCAAGACGCAGCUCAAAUCGGCCGAGUCGGCCAUGAAGGGGCUUAAAGACGAGCUGGCACGGACAAAAGGAUUGGUAGCUCAGGUGCGAGCAUCAUGCGCAACCGAGAUACGGAGGCGUGAUCGCCAAAUCGAGACCCUCAAGAAGCAAGUCGGCGAGGCGGGCCGUGCCAGAGGGACAAAGUCUAGCUCUGGAAUCCUGUCAAUUACAGUGACGGGAGAUAUGGAUAGUGAAGAGAAGAGAUCAUCCAUGCGCGGAGGAAACCUCGAGGACAAGGACUAUUCUUUGCGCAGCGAGACGAACAGUUUCUUGGCGAGUUUGGCACAGAAUUUGAGCGACGAAAAUGAAACUCUCUUGAGAGUCGUGCAGCAGGCGAAAGACCAUUUGCGAGAAAUGAGCGGCUAUAUCGGCGAAGGUAAAGAGGAUUCUGAGGUGGUAAAGCCUCAAGGCUGGGAGGAGAUGACAGCGGAGCUUGGUGCUGUGAUCAACCACAUGAGAAACAUCUUGACGAACCCAUCGUUUGUGCCGAUCGAAGAGGUUAUGAUGCGAGAGGAACAAAUUAACAGUCUCAAGGAGGCCGUGCUUAAAAUGGAGAGCCGAUGGGAAGAUACUGUCCUUUUGAUGGAUGGUUGGCGGAAGAGAAUGGCGACAACCGGCACGCCUAUUGGGGAGGAUGAUAUUAUGAUGGGAUUGCACUUGAGCCCAGUUCGUGUCUCUGGUGUCGAGGAAACGAGAGCCGCUCGUGAGCCUAAACUACCAGCCGUUGAGGAGGAGGAAGAGCCUGAGGAAGAUAUAUAUGGUGAUAGUGAUGACGAAUUCAGUGGCUUCUCUGGCGAUGGCGACAACGACGACAACGACGACAACGACAAUGAUGUGCUAGCUUUUGAAUAUGACGCUGAAGAGCAGGAUGACCCCAUGUCAGGAAUAGAAGAGACCGCAAUGGAAAUCGACGAUGAACCGCAAUCUAUAGAGCCUCAGCCUGCCCCCCUUCAAAAUUCUUCCUCAGCAGGCAAUCGUGGUCCUCAACAGAGCACACUCCGGCAAAAGCCUAGUGGCUCUGCUUCCACCGCAGCAAGGGGGGCACAACAACUAGCUGGAGCAGCCAAUACCGAAACGGCCAAGCAGAUACCCGAAGAGGGGAUCCGUAUGGAGUCUACAACAUCUCUAGACGAAGCUCCUGAAGAACAUACUCCUUUGAGAGCCGGGCCUUUCGUUGGUGCUGCUUCCAAAGCGGGCAAUUUACGCUCAGACCCUCGCCGCAUACCCGUUCGGUUAACGCAGCCUCGGCCAAAUGGCGCGCGGCCUCAGCCUACUUCACCAUCCAAAACUGCCAUUGCUGCUAAGCUUGCGGCUUCAGAAAAGCAAGCUGAUGCCGCCCGCACCCGCGCAAAGCUCAGAGCUCUCCACACUACCGGAGGUGCUCAAAGGCCGACCAUAGCCUCUGCGGCGGGAUCAUCGAAGCUACCAGCAGCGAGGACGGGCGCUCCAGCAAUAAACAGCGCAAGGGGUUUGAGUCCGGCAAAGCGAGAAGUUGUGCAGCCGGAAACACAGCAGCCGGAGACACGCAAGAGAGACAGAAGGGUGGCUAAAGUCUCGUCGAGGCGGAGGAGCACACUUAGUCCCUUUGAACUGCAAAGUUUGAUAUCCGGCAAUGUUGAAUGA
This is a messenger RNA of Trichoderma virens Gv29-8, 1995 nucleotides long. RefSeq lists its product as uncharacterized. The transcript has 3 exons. The record is from RefSeq and is a predicted model, not a curated record. The coding region runs from base 1 to 1995 and encodes 664 amino acids. Lineage: Eukaryota; Fungi; Ascomycota; Sordariomycetes; Hypocreales; Hypocreaceae.